This is a messenger RNA of Cotesia congregata, 849 nucleotides long. NCBI's taxonomy places the organism in Eukaryota, Metazoa, Arthropoda, Insecta, Hymenoptera, Braconidae. The record is from the annotation of a GenBank genome assembly.
AUGCAGGUACUGAUUAUAACGCGUAAGUCGGCCACAGUCGCAGCACAGUGGAUUAUAAAGUGGAAAGAAUAUGUUGAACGCAAAGAAAAAAUAAGUUCUACGAUUAGAGCUAAAAAACAAAAUAAAUAUAGGGUAAAAGACCCCGUUAGUGGUGGGGACCCCAUUCCUGACACUUUCUUUCAUUUUGUAAAAUAUUUUUUCAUUGAAAGAAAAAGUGCCACUAAUAGGGUCUUUUACCUUAGUGGUGAACGACCUGGAGCAUCAGCAGGGUUUCCGGUAAAAUUGAUUGAGAAUGUCAAAGUGAUAUGUGACAAUGACACAAAACGAAAAACUCCAUUCAUUAAUAAUAAACCUGGUAGAUCUUGGGUUGAAGGCUUUUUCAAACGUCAUCCUAAUGUUUCUAAAAGAGUUUCAGAAAACUUAUCUUUGAUUCGGGCAAAAGCGACAGAGUACGGUACACGUGAAUGGUUUGGAAAAGUUGGUGACUAUUUCAUCCAAGCUUUAACAGAUGAAAAUGACCUUUUGAAGAUCGAUCUAAGUAGGGUUUUUAAUACAGAUAAAAUUGGUCUUUUUAUGAACCCUCAACUUAAUCAGUACUCGCGCCAGAAGGUUGCUUACGUUCUGAAAAACACAUUGGAAAGUUUAGACUUAGAAAAAAUAUUGGAAAAUGAAUUCAAAACGUGUGGGUUACACCCUUUUGACCCCAAUGCUAUUAACUACGGCAAAGUAUUUAAGAAGCUUGAAAAUUCAUCUGCUGCAACACCUAACAGUGCCGAAGAAGUAUUAAACGUACCUCAAGAUUCGGAAACUCUAAGGCUUUUACGAAGCUUAAUAGAUGAUGAAAACUGA